UCAUUCCUCAGGUGGAGGCCUGUACUCUGCAAGCAGAAUCAUUGACAAAAAGAAUCAUGGCAGUUACUUGAUUUGAAUUCACCAAAAGAGCUUACUCGGAUGGCCAGGGAAGUACACUUUGAAGUCCUCCUCUGGCAGAUCCUUGUAAAAGCUGAAUUUCUCGCCGGCGGUGCCAACGGCGCCAGGCCAGGAGGCAAAGAGGGGCUCCUGGUGCUCUGUUUGCUGUGCAGCAGGCAAGUCCUUCUGAGGCCUCCGUUUCUGGAGCUCAGCUUUGACCACAAUCGUCUGCAAAGAGGAACAGCAGAGGGUGUCUGGAACAAUUCGGUGCACGGUUUACUUGCAAUUGCCUGCCUCACCAUGCCGGGUGCGAGGCAGUACAU
Vitrella brassicaformis is the source of this 380-nucleotide messenger RNA. NCBI's taxonomy places the organism in Eukaryota, Vitrellaceae. The record is from the annotation of a GenBank genome assembly.